Messenger RNA from Lachancea sp. 'fantastica', 1416 nucleotides. The record is from the annotation of a GenBank genome assembly. NCBI's taxonomy places the organism in Eukaryota, Fungi, Ascomycota, Saccharomycetes, Saccharomycetales, Saccharomycetaceae.
AUGCUGGGCUUGAUAAGUCGUACUGUUCGAUCUACAAGUAGAGCUUCAUUGCGGAAGGUAAGCGCACCAAAAAACGCGAACUUCAGAGCUUUCAGUGGCGCUAAACUAUUGCUUAAUGAAAAGAAAAAUGCACAGAAGCCAAGUUCCAUCCUGACUGAAGAUCUUCUGGCCAAAGCGGGUGUAGAUGUGGAAGAAGGAAAACCCCAAGGUGAGAAGGCAGAAGGGUCGAAAAAUGAGGAUGUUGAAGAGCCUAUUGGUCGCGAUGGCUCCGGAAAACGUAGAAGAAAGAGACAAACGUCAACAGACGUGAAACGGGAACGUUAUGCCAACUGGUUCUACAUCGGCUCUUUUGCAGCGCUUUCGGGUGCUGCCGGGUAUUUGGCCCGCGACUGGGAAGACGACGAGGCCGAGGAACUGAAAAAACAGGCCGCUAGCGGUUACACCCCAGAACUGAUGUACACACGGAUGAAGUUGCGCUUCAAUUCCAUCUUUUCGUACUUCCAAGAACCUCCCUUUCCUGACCUCUUGCCUCCACCACCCCCUCCUCCAUACCAGAGGCCUUUGACGCUCGUUUUGAGUCUGGAAGACGUGUUGGUUCACUCGGAAUGGACCAAAGAACACGGCUGGAGAACGGCCAAAAGACCCGGAGUGGACUACUUUCUGGGCUAUUUGUCUCAAUACUACGAAAUCGUAUUGUUUGCCUCCAACUACAUGAUGUAUGCAGACAAAGUCGCUGAGAAAUUGGACCCCAUUCACGCUUUCAUUACCUACAAUUUGUUCAAAGAGCACUGUCUAUACAAGGACGGUGUGCACAUCAAAGAUCUUUCCAAAUUGAACCGUGACAUUGGAAAAGUCAUUAUUGUCGAUUGCGACCCCAACUCGUACAAACUACAACCUGAGAACGCGGUGCCCUUGAAGCCUUGGGAAGGUCAGGCUGACGACGGAUUGUUGAAGCUAAUACCAUUUUUGGAGUACCUGGCCACCCAGCAAAUGAAUGACGUUAGACCUGUGUUGAACAGCUACAACGACAAGUACCAGAUUCCCGAAGAAUUUGAGCGUCGUGUGGCUGUACUCAAGGAAAAGUUCUACAAGGAGCAAGAGGCGAAGGCCAACGGCAACUGGGCGUUGAAGGCGCUUGGUGCCGGUGCUCUGGGCUCCACAAAGGCCAAGUUUCCGCUAGAUUUGCUCAGAGAAGAAGGUGAAAAGAACUACGUUCGUUUCAUGCAGCUAAUUGAGGAAGAGAAAGAAAAGAUCCGAAUCCAGCAAGAACAGAUGGGUGGUCAGACUUUUACGCUAAAGGACUAUGUCGAGGGUAAUUUGCCAUCGCCUGAGGAGCAGAUGCAAAUCCAGCUUCAGAAACAAAAGGAGUUUGAGACCCAAUACGAACAAAACAAGGCAGCUGCUCAGAACAAAUAA